CAAAAACAACCCUAACCCAGUAACCUCAAACUUCUCCCUCGUUUACUUUUUUUUUAUCUCCAUAGCCCUUUGUUUCUCUUUCUAAAACACUCAACUGUUUUUGUCUCUAAUUAUUGUGUAGUUUUUUCAGUUGGUGCAAUGGAGGUUGGGUUUUUGAGCUCUGAUGCGGUUGCUUUGGAGAGAAUGAUGGUUUGCUCUGUUAUUGAAGCUGUGCUGGUUGAGACCCUUUUGGCAGCUGAGAGAUAUCUUGCUUGUCUUCUCAUGAUGGAAGGAUCUCUGCUGAAGGAUACUGAGGAGUUGCCUACAUUGACUGGGACUGAUGGAAGGUUUCCUAUGGAUGAACUUCGUAGAAUGAAACAGCCUGGUCCUGAAAACAAAGAUGCUAGUGAUACAGAGGAUGAUGAUGCAGAUGACGAUGAUGAUGGUGAUGAUCAGGACGAUGAUGAUGCAGGUGAUGAGGAUUUCUCGGGUGAAGAGGGGGGAGAGGAUGAUGAUGAAGGGGACCCUGAGGAUCCUGAGGCUAAUGGUAAUGAGGGCAGUGAUGAUGAUGACGAGGACGAGGAUGACGAUGACGACGAUGGUGAUGGUGAUGGUGAUGAGAAAGAGGAAGAAGAGGAGGAAGCCGAAGAUGAAGAGGAACAACCACCGGCCAAGAAAAAGAAAAUGAAGUAAUUGUAUGUCUCUCUUUAGUUUUCUCAUAGUCGGGAGUAUGUUGUAGGAAGGGGAAUACUUGGCCUAUGUGUGUUGGUAGAGUGGGAAAUUAGCCAUCCUUGUUCAGAAUGAUCUUCCUGCUUUUUAUCUUGUGAUAGAUUGUUAUGAUAGAUAUCUCAUUUUGUGGAAUGAAUUGCUAUUCUGGAUUUGUUAUCACAUAUUCCUGCCUUCGACUUUUCGAUUUGUGCUACAAAAUUGGAAAAUGACUCCUACUGCUGUCUGCUGAGUGGCUGGAGGGAGGCAUAUGUUGGUCUUGUCUUGGGGCUUUUGGUGUUUUUUGUAGAACCUGCAAAAGUAUCCACAAAUUUCCCCUCCUUUGUAUGGAAAAUAGUACUGCAUUUUGGGAGAAAUCAAUGUGUUGAUCUUCUGAG
This is a messenger RNA of Ilex paraguariensis (yerba mate), 1082 nucleotides long. Lineage: Eukaryota; Viridiplantae; Streptophyta; Magnoliopsida; Aquifoliales; Aquifoliaceae. The record is from the annotation of a GenBank genome assembly.